This is a messenger RNA of Letharia lupina, 1047 nucleotides long. RefSeq lists its product as uncharacterized. The record is from RefSeq and is a predicted model, not a curated record. NCBI's taxonomy places the organism in Eukaryota, Fungi, Ascomycota, Lecanoromycetes, Lecanorales, Parmeliaceae. The transcript has 2 exons. Gene Ontology annotation, cellular component: plasma membrane; fungal-type vacuole. The coding region runs from base 1 to 1047 and encodes 348 amino acids.
AUGCAUGCCCUCGACAUCCUAUACCGGCGUGACGACAAGCAACUGGCCGCGUACAGAGCUGCCUGUACACUGAAAACAUGCCCCAUCAAGGAGUCCUACUAUGCAUACCGCCCAUCGCUCUCCACCAACGCUGCUUUCCUCGCCCUCUUCUCCUUCUCACUAUGCUGUUUCAUUCUGCAAGCAGCCCUCUCGCGGCGCUUCGUCGGCUGCACAAUUGCUAUGGUCAGCGGGUGCAUCCUUGAAGUGCUGGGCUACACUGGCAGAAUAAUGAGCUGGUAUAAUCCCUUCAAUCAGAACGGUUUCCUGAUGCAAAUCGUUUGCCUAACCAUCGCCCCUGCCUUCUUAGCAGCAGGAAUCUACCUCACUCUCUCGCGCAUCGUCAUUACCUUCGGCCCCGAAAACUCACACAUCAAACCUCUCUCUUACCCACGCAUCUUCAUUCCUUGCGACGUCAUCUCUCUUCUGCUCCAAGCGAUCGGUGGCGGCAUGGCAUCGGUGGCCAGUCACCAGGACAAGAGCCCCAAUACCGGCGAUCACAUCAUGGUUGCGGGGUUGGCGUUUCAAGUCGUCACGUUGCUGAUGUUUCAGCUGUUGUGUUUGGAUUUCAUGAUCAAGACGUUGAGGAGGAUGAGGACUAUGGGCGAGGCGGCGUUGGAUCCGAAGCACGCGCUCUUGAGAGGCAGUACCAAGUUUCGAGCCUUUCUGGUCGCGCUGGGGCUAGCGACAUUCUGCAUCUUCAUAAGAUCGAUUUACCGGGUUGCUGAAUUGAGCGAGGGGUGGACGGGUGCUUUGAUCGAAAAUCAACAUCUUUUCAUCGGGUUUGAAGGGGCGAUGGUUGUCGUGGCGGUUUUGGUUUUGAAUAUAUUCCACCCGGGAUACUGCUUCAGGGAAGGGUAUGUGCAGAAGAAGUACAAGAACCUCUUCCGGAAGAAGGGAAGGAGGAGGAGGAGGAGUGCGGACGUUCGAGAUGAGAAGGCCAGUCCGGUUCGAGACGGGUCGUCUGGAGCAGCCACGCCUGUUCAGGAGGUCGCCGAGAACGGGAUUUGA